This is a messenger RNA of Babesia bovis T2Bo, 768 nucleotides long. Its product is annotated as SCO1/SenC (synthesis of cytochrome oxidase) family protein. The record is from RefSeq and is a predicted model, not a curated record. NCBI's taxonomy places the organism in Eukaryota, Apicomplexa, Aconoidasida, Piroplasmida, Babesiidae. Gene Ontology annotation, biological process: mitochondrial respiratory chain complex IV assembly. Bases 21 to 758 code for a protein of 245 amino acids. The transcript has 7 exons.
GCCACUUUGCAAAUUUAGCAAUGUUUUUAUUAAAUACAUUUCGUCGUAUUCCCGGUAGUUUCGGGUUAUCGCAUCGUUGUUAUUUUUCUUCUAAAAGCUUACCAUCUGUGAAGGGGAGUAUUUUGAGGAAUAGCGUUCGUUCAUUGCUUGUUUGCGGUGGUGUUGCUGCGGGUGUUUAUACUUUCAUUGAAUCUCGUCGUAAGCAGCAACGUGCUUUCGUCGAUGAAGAGCGUUAUGGCAAGCCUCAAUUAGGUGGUCCUUUUACUUUAGUUGAUCAGCAUGGGAAGGAACGAUCGCUUUCUGACUUUAAGGGUCGUUUGGUAUUGAUAUAUUUUGGUUUUGCGAAUUGUCCGGACGUCUGUCCUGUUGAAAUGGAUAAACAGCGCGCAGUUAUUGACAUUUUGGACAAGCGCUUCGGUCCGGUGUUACAGCCGCUUUUUAUUACUGUCGAUCCCAAACGUGACACUGUUUCUAAGUUGGCUGUGUAUGCCAAGGCAUACCAUCCCCGCUUGGUUGCUCUUACUGGAACUGAUGAUCAAAUCAAGGACGUUUCUAAGAAGUUCCGUGUAUAUUACAACCAGGGUAUAACUGCUACUGACCAGGAUUAUUUGAUUGACCAUUCUAUAAUUCACUAUUUACUGGACGAGAACGGGGAGUUUAUAGAAUUUUACAGCAAGAAUGUGAAUGCUAAAGAAAUGGCUGACGACAUUGCGAAGAUAGUGCAAAAGCGUGAUAUUAAGCCAUUGAACACAGUUUAAUCUUUUUUAU